Molecule: messenger RNA, 2762 nt
Organism: Cavia porcellus (domestic guinea pig)
Lineage: Eukaryota; Metazoa; Chordata; Mammalia; Rodentia; Caviidae
Product: signal recognition particle subunit SRP54
Exons: 17
Coding region: 281-2008 (575 amino acids)
Biological process (GO): SRP-dependent cotranslational protein targeting to membrane, translocation; SRP-dependent cotranslational protein targeting to membrane
Cellular component (GO): cytosol; signal recognition particle, endoplasmic reticulum targeting
Molecular function (GO): GTPase activity; ATP hydrolysis activity; endoplasmic reticulum signal sequence receptor activity
Source: RefSeq, a predicted model, not a curated record
UACGCCGAGUGAUGACGUUCCCUCAUUGGGCGGAAGGUUCGCUGGCAGUCGUCGGUCCUCCAGCUGGUGGGAGUUAGCUUCGCAGCACUGAGUGCUGGGACCCUAGUUUAUAUUGUUCCAGAAGUUGGUUUGUGAAGUCUUGCCUGUCUGUUUGCGCGAAGCUUAUCUGGUCUUCCUUCUAAGGCGUGGGGCCUCGCGAAGGACUCCCCGGCCCUUUUGGGCCACGGCUUUAGCAGUGGCAUUUGCGAGUUCCUCAUAAGCACAUCUUAAAACCUUCAAGAUGGUUCUAGCAGAUCUAGGAAGAAAAAUAACAUCAGCAUUACGCUCGCUGAGUAAUGCCACCAUUAUCAAUGAAGAGGUAUUAAAUGCUAUGCUAAAAGAAGUAUGUACAGCAUUACUGGAAGCAGAUGUUAAUAUUAAACUAGUGAAACAACUAAGAGAAAAUGUUAAGUCUGCAAUUGAUCUUGAAGAGAUGGCAUCUGGUCUUAACAAGAGAAAAAUGAUUCAACAUGCUGUAUUUAAAGAACUUGUGAAGCUUGUGGAUCCUGGAGUUAAAGCAUGGACACCCACGAAAGGAAAACAGAAUGUGAUAAUGUUUGUUGGGUUGCAGGGGAGUGGGAAAACAACAACAUGUUCAAAGUUAGCAUAUUAUUACCAGAGAAAAGGUUGGAAGACCUGUUUGAUAUGUGCAGACACAUUCAGAGCAGGGGCUUUUGACCAAUUAAAACAGAAUGCUACCAAAGCAAGAAUUCCAUUCUACGGAAGCUAUACAGAAAUGGAUCCUGUUAUCAUUGCUUCUGAGGGAGUAGAGAAAUUCAAAAAUGAAAAUUUUGAAAUUAUUAUUGUUGAUACAAGUGGCCGCCACAAACAAGAAGACUCUUUGUUUGAAGAAAUGCUUCAAGUUGCUAAUGCUAUACAACCUGAUAACAUUGUCUAUGUGAUGGAUGCCUCCAUUGGGCAGGCUUGUGAGGCCCAAGCUAAGGCUUUUAAAGAUAAAGUAGAUGUAGCCUCAGUAAUAGUGACAAAACUUGAUGGUCACGCAAAAGGAGGUGGUGCACUCAGUGCAGUUGCUGCCACAAAAAGUCCAAUUAUUUUCAUUGGUACAGGAGAACAUAUAGAUGACUUUGAACCUUUCAAAACACAGCCUUUCAUCAGCAAACUUCUUGGUAUGGGUGACAUUGAGGGACUGAUUGAUAAAGUCAAUGAGUUGAAGUUGGAUGACAAUGAAGCUCUUAUAGAGAAGUUGAAACAUGGUCAGUUUACGUUGAGAGACAUGUAUGAACAAUUUCAAAAUAUCAUGAAAAUGGGCCCCUUCAGUCAGAUCUUGGGGAUGAUCCCUGGCUUUGGAACAGAUUUUAUGAGCAAAGGAAAUGAACAGGAGUCAAUGGCAAGACUAAAGAAAUUAAUGACCAUAAUGGAUAGUAUGAAUGACCAAGAGCUGGACAGUACAGAUGGUGCCAAGGUUUUUAGUAAGCAGCCAGGAAGAAUCCAAAGAGUAGCCCGAGGAUCAGGUGUGUCAACCAGAGAUGUUCAGGAACUUUUGACACAAUAUACCAAGUUUGCACAGAUGGUGAAAAAGAUGGGAGGCAUCAAAGGACUUUUCAAAGGUGGUGACAUGUCUAAGAAUGUGAGCCAGUCACAGAUGGCAAAAUUGAAUCAACAGAUGGCCAAAAUGAUGGAUCCAAGAGUUCUUCAUCACAUGGUGUGUGACUUUCUUGGAGAGAAGAUUGCAUCUGUUUUGGGGAUCAGCACUCCUAAAUACCAAUAUGCCAUUGAUGAAUAUUACCGGAUGAAGAAGGAGGAAGAAGAAGAAGAAGAAGAAAACAGGAUGUCUGAAGAAGCAGAAAGACAGUUCCAGCAGAGUAUGCCGCAGGCUAAUUCCAUUGUUCAGAUGGAUCAGCCAGAUACAGUGGUAUCCACUUCAUUUGUGAAUCUUAAUUUUGAAAUGGAGGAAGACUGUGAAGCAACUGCAGAAUGCAAACAAAAUUCAGGCUCUGUCCCACCAUAGAAUGGAACGACUACGUUUUGAAUGCUAAUUUGGGGGGGGUGGGUGCCAGGAACUUUCACAUUCCCUAUUCAGUCAAAUUUAAAACAAUUAUUUAUAUUUUAAAUAUUAACUUAUCUGGAAAGGAAAAAAUGUUUCUUUAUUCUUAGGCUUUAUUUUGUAAAAGUCAGAUCUAAUCUUUGGAUAUUUCUACUCUGCUUUCACUGUGUGAUGAGUUAGUGCUUUAGCUGUUCUUUUUUGGGGGGUAGUGCUGGGGAUCAAACCCAGGGCAUGUUAGCAAGCAUUGUACCCCUGAGCUACACCCUCAGCCCAGUGUUUUGGUUUUAAAAUGAUCCUUAAAAAAAAAUUAAAGCCUUAAUAAAUUAAGAAGAAUUAAAUUAGCAAGCUUGUCUGUUAUUUGUAGAUUUAUGAAAGAGAAAAUUAUUGAAUAAGGUUAACUGGAGUCAGUAAUCCUACAAUUUCAAAUUAAAAUGACUAUUUCCGGGGCUGGGGGUUUAGCUCAGCGGCAUAAGCACCUGCCUUGUAAGCAAAUGUUCGUGAGUUCGGUCCCCGGCACCGAUAAAAAAUGAAAAAGACAAAAAAAAAAUUGAAUAAAAAAAAAAAAAAAUAAAAAAAUAAAAAAAAUAAAAUGACUAUUUCCCCCCUUGGACUUUCCUAUGUUAUGCCUUGUAUUAUAAGUUUUACAUUUAAUAUGUCUGUUAAUUUUACACUGAUGAUGGUUCACAGAAUGUGUAAUAAAAUAAGCACAAUGGAAGCA